Cutaneotrichosporon oleaginosum is the source of this 4035-nucleotide messenger RNA. RefSeq lists its product as uncharacterized. Lineage: Eukaryota; Fungi; Basidiomycota; Tremellomycetes; Trichosporonales; Trichosporonaceae. Gene Ontology annotation, biological process: intracellular signal transduction; cyclic nucleotide biosynthetic process. Gene Ontology annotation, molecular function: protein binding. The record is from RefSeq and is a predicted model, not a curated record.
AUGUCAAUCCUGUGCCGCUUCAUCUUCCAGAAGCCAGUGCUGCCCGUCAUGAACCCGGAGGAGGAGAGCUCAUACGAGUCGUACGAGUUCAUCGACCUCUCCGGCCGCGACCUCCAGGUCAUCCCGAUCUUCCUGCAUCAACAUGCUGACCAGAUUAUUAUCCUAAAUGUGUCGCGCAAUCCCAUGACGGAUAUUCCGCUCGACUUCAUCCAGGACUGCAAGAGCUUGAAAGAGUUGCGCAUGUCCAACAUGGCGCUGAAGCGUGUGCCAGCCAGUAUCCGCAUGAGCACAACGGUCGCGAGGCUGGAUCUGUCCUGUAACCGCAUUGCCGACCUCGAAAGUUCGCAGUUGCACAGUAUUGCCACUCUCACGUCGCUCAAGGUGCAAAACAACCGCUUGAGCUCGAUCCCGUCGUACUUCUUGCAGAUGACGGCCCUCAAAUACUUGAACAUUUCGAACAACAACUUUGAGGAGUUCCCCACGAUCGUGUGUGAGAUGAGCAACCUCUUGGACCUUGACGUGUCGUUCAACAAUAUCUCGGCGCUGCCCGACGACAUGGCCAACCUUCGAUCCCUCGAGCGUCUGAUCUGUAUCGGUAACGAGCUCACCGAAUUCCCACAGUGCUUCAGCACGCUUCAGAGCCUACGCGUGCUGGACGUACGGCGGAACAAGCUCACGGACCUGACGCCGGUCUAUGCUCUGCCAAAUCUGACGACGUUGCGCGCGGACAGCAAUCACCUUGUAACGCUCGAUACACAGCUCGGAUCCAAGGUACGCGACUUCAGUGUGCCGCACAACUCGAUUACGCGGUUCACGCUUGCUCCGAUUGCUGGCCAAGUUGUUGCGUAUGCCCUCACGCAGCUCAACCUCUCGCACGGCAAGCUGUCGGGCCUGGACGACCAGGCACUGGGCGAGCUGGUCAACCUCACCGAGCUCAAUCUCAGCUUCAACCAAUUUACGCGCCUACCGUCGACGCUCGACAAGCUUGUCAACCUCGAGGUGUUCCUGUGCACGGACAACAUGCUUGCGUCGUUGCCUUCGUCCACGCUCGGGCGGAUGCAGAAACUGCGUCUGUGCAACAUCCACAACAACAACCUCAAAGAGGUGCCCGAGGAUAUUUGGCUAUGUGGUUCGCUCGAGGUUGUCAACGUCUCCUCCAACUUGCUCGACACGCUCCCCGACCCACCCGCUGAAUGGUACGAGAAGCUCAAGGCGAUCCAGGCUGAGAGCGACACCAUGCGCAAAAUGUCGACCGUGUCGGCGCUGACCAAUGUGUCCGACCGGUCACAGAUGGUGCCCCCGGCCGGGACGUCGCUCCGGCGUCUAUACCUCGGUGACAACCGGCUGACGGAUGACGUCUUCCACCAGGUGCAGCUCUUCACGAAUCUCAAGCGUCUCAACGUUAGCUUCAACCAGAUCACUGAAAUCCCUCCGUACACGUUGCGCCACUGCGCGUGUCUGGAGAUGCUGUUCCUUUCAGGCAACAAGCUUACGAGUCUUCCUUCCGAGGAUCUCGAGAUGCUCACACAGCUGCGCGUGCUGCACCUCAACGGCAACAAGCUGCAGACACUUCCCUCCGAGCUCGCAAACCUGAAGCACCUCGAGCACCUUGAUGUCGGUUCAAACGUGCUCCGCUACAACAUCUCGAACUGGCCGUAUGAUUGGAACUGGAACUGGAACACGGCACUGCGAUACCUCAAUCUGUCUGGUAACAAGCGUCUCGAGAUCAAGCCGACGGGCGCGCAGGACCUCGGAGCGCACAAUGCGCAAUAUGGCGCGACGACGCACCGCCGCGACCUGUCCGACUUCAGCUCGCUCACGCAUCUGAGGAUACUGGGACUGAUGGACGUCACGCUGCGUAUCCCGCUGCUUCCCGAUGAGUCGGACGAGAAGCGUGUGCGCACAUCCUUCUCGGAUAUCAACAACAUGAAGUACGGCAUUUCCGAUACACUCAAUUCGAUCGACCAUCUGUCCAUGUUCGACCUCGCCGUGCCGCAUUUCCGCGGGAGCGACAAGGAAUGUCUCUUUGGCAUGUUUGGAAGAUUUGCGCCACAGGUGCCGUCCGGCAAGAUCCCGAGAUUCGUUCAGCAGCACAUCUCCGUCGCGCUCAUGGAGCAGCUGCAGACGCUCAAUCCGGAAGAGGCUGUGACCGAGGCUCUGCGACGGACAUUCCUGUUCAUGAACAAGGCCGCGUUUGACACUCUCUCCACCCUCGAGCAGCGCAACCGCGAGAUGAACGGCAUGGUGACGACUCACCGGUCCAACCUUUCCUCGCAGUUGCGAACGGGCGCGUCCGGCGCAGUCGUGUACGUUGUCGACAAGACGCUGCACGUUGCCAAUGCCGGUGACAUUCUCGUCGUGCUCUCGCGCAAGGGCGAGGCCGAGCUGCUCGGCAAGCGGCACGACCCGACCGAUCGCGAGGAGACGGCGCGUAUCCGUCGUGCUGAGGCGUGGGUCUCGCCCAAGGGUCUCGUCAACGACGACAAGGAGAUCGACAUUUCCCGCGCCUUCGGCUUCUACCACUCCCUGCCUGCCGUCAAUGCCAGUCCCGAGAUCCGGACACGACAGCUGCAGGAGACGGAUGAGUUCAUUAUCAUCGGCAACUCCGCGCUGUGGAAGUGCACGUCGUACCAGACGGCUGUGGACAUUGCGCGCACAGAGCGUGACGACCCCAUGAUGGCAGCGCAGAAGCUGCGCGACUUUGCGCUGUCGUACGGUGCCGAAGGCAGUAUCAUGGUCAUGGUUGUCAAUGUCUCUGACCUCUUCGGCCGGCCUGGUGGGCGUGGGCGUGCCUUCACGGGCGGCCCUGCGGACGACGCGCAGGUCGCGCGUCGUCGUCGCGGUGGCGAGCAGGAGUUUGGUGAUCGCACCCUCAACCGGCUGCAGCAGGAGAUCGAGCCGCCGACGGGCACGGUUGCGCUCGUCUUCACUGAUAUUGUCAACUCGACAGUACUGUGGGAGACCAACCCCGGCAUGCCGACGGCGAUCAAGAUGCAUCACAACCUGUUCCGCCGCCAGCUCCGUCUCGACGGUGGCUACGAGGUGAAGACGGAAGGCGACGCGUUCAUGGUGUCGUUCCAGAGCGUGACCGCGGCGUUGUUGUGGGCCUUCAACUGCCAGAUCGGGCUGCUGCACCUCGAGUGGCCACGAGAGCUGCUCGACAGCGAGGACGGCAAGGAGAUCUGGGACUCGAACGGGACCCUCAUCCACCGCGGAUUGCGUGUGCGCAUGGGCAUCCACUGGGGCACUCCUGAGUGCGAAAAGGACCCAAUUACUCGCCGUAUGGACUACUACGGACCUAUGGUGAACCGCGCCGCGCGUAUUCAGAGCUCUGCGGACGGCGGACAGCUUAUGGCAUCGCAGGACGUGAUCACCAUCCUCCGUCAGCUGCGCGAGUACAUCGAGUCGUCCGAUGACCACAGCCUGGAUGAGCUGCCGGCCGACACGAAGCGUGAGGUGUCGGAGCUGCGUCGCAUUGGUGGCAUCGAGGUCAAGGACGUGGGCGAGAAGAAGCUCAAGGGCCUCGAAGUGCCCGAGAGGCUGUCGCUCAUGUUUCCCAAGUGUCUUGCAGGCCGUCUCGAGCUGUUCACGGGCCUGCGCGCGAAUGCGCAGGUUACGGAGCAGAAGGCAUACGCGUCCGACAAGAGCAUCGACGAGACGCGUCAGUUGAGCGUUAUCGUGCUGCGCCUGGAGGCCCUGUGCGCGCUCGCCAACACGCCGAGUGGAGACCGCACCCCGCUGCCGCAGGAGCGCGUUGGUGGCCCAGGGCCACGUAAAAGCUUGAGCCUCGCCCCUCCAAAACACACCCCGCCAAACCCCCACUGGGGACCGCUCAUUCGCGACAACAUGACCGAGGAUGAGCUUGUAGAUGUGAUCGCGAGCCUGACGACGCGUAUCGAAAAUUGUCUUUCUACCUUGUACCUCAAACAUCUCGGUGGCUUCUCGACCGUACUGGCCGCGCUGGAGCAGGCGACGCGCAUCGACAAGACGAUGCUCGUGCAUGCGCUGAGCCUUAUGAACGGCUCGAUGACAUAG